This is a messenger RNA of Aspergillus neoniger CBS 115656, 1799 nucleotides long. RefSeq names its product Zn(II)2Cys6 transcription factor domain-containing protein. The record is from RefSeq and is a predicted model, not a curated record. Gene Ontology annotation, molecular function: zinc ion binding; transcription cis-regulatory region binding; DNA-binding transcription factor activity, RNA polymerase II-specific. The coding region runs from base 1 to 1779 and encodes 592 amino acids. Gene Ontology annotation, cellular component: nucleus. Gene Ontology annotation, biological process: positive regulation of transcription by RNA polymerase II. NCBI's taxonomy places the organism in Eukaryota, Fungi, Ascomycota, Eurotiomycetes, Eurotiales, Aspergillaceae. The transcript is spliced from 3 exons.
AUGCCUUUACGUGAUCAGGGUAUGGAGGGCGCGGGCAAUCGGCCACGAAUCACGAGGAAACAUUCUGGCUGCAAGCCUUGUCGACGGCGAGGCAAAAAGUGCGAUGAAUCAAGGCCGCGUUGCCGGGCUUGCGCCCGGCUAUCCUUAGAAUGUAUCUAUGGCGUCGACUACAGCUUCCAUAACAUCACUCCGACGAAAUUGCAGCGACAGCCGAUUAUUGUGGCGGAAGAUUCCCCGUCAGCCCCUCUUGCUUUGAGUUCUGCGCCGAGUAAGGUGGCCGUAGAGCUCCGCCAUCUGCCGAGGUCAUGCAUCUCCCACCACCUCACGCGAGCCAGGAUCCCUAGGUCUCUGGACGGCGGUGAUAAUCUUGAGACAUGCUAUCUAGCCCAUUUCCAGAGGCAUGUACGCAAUCUUCUUCCUGCAUCCACUUGGCCAUUUGCAAACGCAACCUUCCAUUCCCCCCGUAUCCUCGUGGGAAGCCAUCGUCAGGCCUGGUUCAGUCCACUGGUCAAUGAAUUGCAUCACGCCAAAGCACGGGACUAUCAUGAUCGCGCGUUACGACUCUGUCGCGUGGCGGAUAUGAAAGAGGUGUCGGACGACGCCGCUGCUAUUCUUGUAGCGCAAAUUCUUCUUGCAUACUACGAUCACGCGUCGACCAACCACCAACGCUUUCGGUCGGCAGUGUGGGAUACUGUUGAAUUUGUCUCUCGGAAUAGGGAGUAUAUUAUGCGGUCCGCGGGGGGCGUGGGGGCCCUGCAAAUGUGGCAUCGCUUAUGUGUUUCUCAUCGUCUAUCUAAGCCACCAUCAUUGCUUCUGGAGGGAGAGGGCAGAAGUUCCUUCGGUCCAAACUGUUUUCCAGACGCCACGGACCAAUUGUAUCUUAGCACCGUCUUGGGGAUGAGCAUGGAUGACCUGAUCUACGACAUUCUUAUCAAAACUAUGGAGAUCCGCUCGCGAGUAGUAGUGUUCCGUUGCGUUGCCUACCAUUACCGGAUUCCCGAGUCAUCAAGAGAGGUAGGUGGUCUCGCUCACGGUCUCCUGACCCAGAUGUUAGGCAGACCCUUUGUCCACGAAGAGCUUUCCGAGGCCCAGAAAGGCUUUGUGCGUGGCUCGCACCUACUGGGGCUGUUGCAGGUGCAAAAGGAACGGUUAUCUGUGUGGAAAUCUCUCCGGCACACGGAACGAUCGCCUGUCAGUCGCCAGGCAGACAACCAUCGUGAUAUUGUGUCUCCAGGAGAGUGGAGCCUUGCAACUCAUCAAGAUGCGAUGAACACCCUGUAUGAGAUACUUUGCGAGAUGAUCUUUGAGGAAGCCUACGCAGUGUAUGCACCUGACUUUGCGUUGGAGCAGCACUCUGCCGCGACUGCGCUUCCUCGUCUGGCACAGAACUUUUGCCACAUUGUGAGCACCUUAGAUUUUGCUGCAGUAGGUACGGCCGAUGUCUACACCUUUAGUCUGACCGAAAGUUUCCUCCAAUUGGUCGUUCUCUGGCGGUCUGAUAGCUUGUUUCACUUUAUUCUGGACGUUGCCUGGCCGAACAUUGAGAGGAAGACUCGAGGCUUCGAGCACUCGCACUAUCCCACUCACCUCGCGAAGCGGAUCAUCUCUCUGGUGGCGGACUAUUGGUCCCGAGGGCAAACUGUGACCCUCGUGAUGCCCGCCGUGCCAGAGGAUAUCCCGAAAGUGAAACUCCUCGACCUCAACCAUCCAAUAGAGAUGGUGAUAUGCGGACAUAAUCCGGAUCACACCGCGUGGAUGAACAAGAUUCUUCUCCCUUGAGCAAGGGAGCUAACCCCAAU